Messenger RNA from Theobroma umbraticum, 1503 nucleotides. RefSeq names its product tryptophan aminotransferase-related protein 3-like. The record is from RefSeq and is a predicted model, not a curated record. Gene Ontology annotation, biological process: amino acid metabolic process. NCBI's taxonomy places the organism in Eukaryota, Viridiplantae, Streptophyta, Magnoliopsida, Malvales, Malvaceae. Gene Ontology annotation, molecular function: transaminase activity; carbon-sulfur lyase activity.
AUGGCUAAGAUUACUAGCUUCAAGUAUACAAUUUUUCUAAGUUGUUCCUCGAUACUUAAUCUGUUCUUUGUUAGCCUCUACCUCCACAGCCGGAUGGAGCAAAGUUGGACUAAAAAUGCUGCUGCAGAAGCUGAGGCUGUGGCAGGCAUCUCAUGCUCAGGUCAUGGAAGAGCUUUCUUGGAUGGAUCAAUAGUUGAUGGAAAACAUGUUUGUGAGUGCGAUGCAUGCUAUGGAGGCUCUGACUGCUCUGAAUUCUUACCUGGUUGUGUCGCUGACGCAGAUAGUGGAGAUCCUAUGUUCUUAGAACCCUUUUGGCUGAAGCAUGCAGCUAGUAGCGUCAUUGUACUUCCUGGAUGGCAUCGCAUGAGCUAUGAAUUCAAUGACGGUUCUCUCAUCUCGAAAGAGCUCGAGACUCAAAUUAGAAAACUUCAUGCAGUUAUUGGAAAUGCAGUCACUGAUGGAAGGUUCAUCAUUUUUGGUGCUGGUGCUACCCAACUUCUUCAUGCAGCGGUGCAUGCCCUCUCCACUAAUGAUCCAUCUUCACCUUCAAGAGUCGUAGCAUCAACCCCAUACUAUCCGGUUUACAGGGAACAAACUGAGUUUUUCAACUCUGAGGAUUAUAAGUUCAAAGGAGAUACUUCAUUGUACAAUAAUGAAAGAGAUUCUCAAGGGAACUUUAUCGAGCUUGUGACUUCCCCAAACAAUCCUGACGGCCAAUUAAAGAAGGCAGUUCUUCAAGGCCCAUCUGUGAGGACAAUUCAUGAUCUUGCCUAUUAUUGGCCACAUUAUACACCUAUCCCAGCUCCAGCAGAUGAAGAUCUAAUGAUAUUCACUCUCUCCAAGCUUACUGGACAUGGCGGAAGCAGAUUUGGAUGGGCAAUAAUAAAAGAUGAAACCGUCUAUCAAAGGAUGUUAAUAUAUAUCAGUCUAAGCACCUAUGGGGUUCCUCGAGAGACUCAACUAAGAGUUUUGAAGCUGCUAAAAGUAGCCCUAGAAAGAGAAGGAAAGGAAAUGUUUGACUUCGGAUACAAAACAAUGAGGAACCGCUGGAGAAAGUUGAGCGAAACUAUGUCAAUGUCCAAACGAUUUUCAAUCCAGGAACUUGAGCCUAAACGCUGCUCUUUCCACAAAAAAGUCAGGGGACCUUCUCCAGCUUUUGCAUGGCUGAAGUGUGAAAGAGAAGAAGAUAAUGAUUGCAACGUCGUGCUCAACUCUGUCAAUGUCACCGGACGUGAUGGUAGUUUGUUCGGCGCUGAAAGCAGAUUUGUUCGGCUCAGCCUGGUGAAGUGUGAAGAUGACUUCGAUUUGCUGCUUAAAAGGAUGCAAAUGUUAGUAUCUGAAGAAAAUGAUAGUACCAAAAUUAUGCCACAGAAUAAAACCACCGUAAAUCUGUCAUCACCACGGUCGAAUGCUAUCUAUAACUGGGAUCAUGUUACUAGCAAAUAUCACCUUGAAGAACUCACGACACAUAUUCAAGACCAAGCUACCAUGCCAGCCUAUUGA